Messenger RNA from Nomascus leucogenys (northern white-cheeked gibbon), 3887 nucleotides. RefSeq names its product calpain 14 (gene CAPN14). The record is from RefSeq and is a predicted model, not a curated record. Bases 735 to 2261 code for a protein of 508 amino acids. Gene Ontology annotation, molecular function: calcium ion binding; calcium-dependent cysteine-type endopeptidase activity. The transcript is spliced from 22 exons. Lineage: Eukaryota; Metazoa; Chordata; Mammalia; Primates; Hylobatidae. Gene Ontology annotation, biological process: proteolysis. Gene Ontology annotation, cellular component: cytoplasm.
AGUCCAGUGGGAGAGUGCGGGUGUCUCAGUCUCCGCCUCUGGGGCUUCGAUUUGGGAACAGCGCCCUCUCAGGGACGGCUGCGAGGACAGAGUUGACCUAUUCGUCACCCUCCCUGCUUUGAAUCGCCUCUCCUUCAGUUGCUGAGGUCAAUUCCCUAGGAAAACAGCAGGAUCUUGAUUGCACCAUCCUACUCAACAGCUUCGCUUGGGUAAGAGAAACACCAAAAGCAGAAAAAUCCAUGCUGAAGGACCCCAGGACCAGCACCAGUUCCUGAGCAUCUUUCCUGGGCUGAGCAGCAGAGACUCCUCAGGAAGACUCACAGGACUGUACCCACCACCUGCCAUGUCUCUGUGGCCAUCUUUCCGAUGUGGAUGGAAGCUGGUGCCAAGGUACUCUAAGAGGACCUCUCCACAGCAACCCCAACAGGACUUUGAGGCCCUGCUGGCAGAGUGCCUGAGGAAUGGCUGCCUCUUUGAAGACACCAGCUUCCCGGCCACCCUGAGCUCCAUCGGCAGUGGCUCCCUGCUGCAGAAGCUGCCACCCCGCCUGCAGUGGAAGAGGCCCCCGGAGCUGCACAGCAAUCCCCAGUUUUAUUUUGCCAAGGCCAAAAGGCUGGAUCUGUGCCAGGGCAUGGUAGGAGACUGCUGGUUCUUGGCUGCUUUGCAAGCUCUGACCUUGCACCAGGACAUCCUGAGCCGGGUUGUUCCCCUGAAUCAGAGUUUCACUGAGAAGUAUGCUGGCAUCUUCCGGUUCUGGGCUCUCUGGUUCCUAUGAAGACUUGCAGUCAGGACAGGUGUCUGAAGCUCUUGUAGACUUCACUGGAGGGGUGACAAUGACCAUCAACCUGGCAGAAGCCCAUGGCAACCUCUGGGACAUCCUCAUCAAAGCCACCUACAACAGAACCCUCAUUGGCUGCCAGACCCGCUCAGGGGAGAAGAUUCUGGAGAAUGGGCUGGUGGAAGGCCAUGCCUAUACUCUCACAGGAAUCAGGAAGGUGACCUGCAAACAUAGACCUGAAUAUCUCGUCAAGCUACGGAACCCCUGGGGAAAGGUGGAAUGGAAAGGAGACUGGAGUGACAGUUCAAGUAAAUGGGAGCUGCUGAGCCCCAAGGAGAAGAUUCUGCUUCUGAGGAAAGACAAUGACGGAGAAUUCUGGAUGACGCUGCAGGACUUUAAAACACAUUUUGUGCUCCUGGUUAUCUGUAAACUGACCCCAGGCCUGUUGAGCCAGGAGGUGGCCCAGAAGUGGACAUACACCAUGCGGGAGGGGAGAUGGGAGAAGCGGAGCACAGCUGGUGGCCAGAGGCAGUUGCUGCAGGACACAUUUUGGAAGAACCCGCAGUUCCUGCUGUCUGUCUGGAGGCCUGAGGAGGGCAGGAGAUCCCUGAGGCCCUGCAGCGUGCUGGUGUCCCUGCUCCAGAAGCCCAGGCACAGGUGCCGCAAGCAGAAGGCUCUCCUCGCCAUUGGCUUCUACAUCUAUAGGAUGAACACGUACCAUGAUGACCAGAGGAGACUGCCCCCCGAGUUCUUCCAGAGAAACACUCCUCUGAGCCAGCCUGAUAGGUUUCUCAGGGAGAAAGAAGUGAGUCAGGAGCUGUAUCUGGAACCAGGGACGUACCUCAUUGUGCCCUACACAUUGGAAGCCCACCAGAAGUCAGAGUUCAUCCUCCGUGUCUUCUCCAGGAAGCACAUCUUUUAUGAAAUUGGCAGCAAUUCUGGUGUUGUAUUCUCGAAGGAGAUAGAAGACCAAAAUGAAAGGCAGAAUGAAUUCUUCACCAAAUUCUUUGAAAAGUAUCCAGAAAUUAAUGCAGUUCAACUGCAGAACCUCCUGAACCAGAUGACCUGGUCAAGUCUGGGGAGCAGACAGCCCUUCUUUAGCCUGGAAGCCUGCCAGGGGAUCCUGGCCUUACUGGACCUUAAUGCAUCGGGUACUAUGAGCAUCCAGGAAUUCAGGGACCUGUGGAAGCAGCUGAAGCUCUCUCAGAAGGUUUUCCACAAGCAAGACCAUGGGUCAGGAUACCUGAACUGGGAGCAGCUGCACGCUGCCAUGAGAGAGGCAGGAAUCAUGCUCAGUGAUGAUGUCUGUCAGCUGAUGCUCAUCCGCUACGGCGGCCCCCGCCUCCAGAUGGACUUUGUCAGCUUCGUCCACUGGAUGCUGCGUGUAGAGAACAUGGAGGAUGUCUUCCAAAACUUAACCCAAGAUGGCAAAGGGAUAUACCUCCAGAAGCCAGAGUGGAUGAUGAUGGCACUGUACUCCUGAGAAGGCUGAGUCUCACCUGCCCUCACUGAAGACUCUGCAUGUGGCCCAAGAGCAGCCUUUGGCUGAGACCAACCCAUGCCCACCCUACUUACUGAUCUUCAGGACCGCCUCACCAGCCGUCACCUUCUCAGCUGGGAAGGUUUCUCUUCUGCAGCUCUCCCCAUGCAUGGCCAGCAUGCAGAAAGAGAAGGGUGGAAGUAAAGAUUGCCUCAGAUUUGUAAAAUCUAGCCAUCCUUCCCUGAGGCCACAACCUUGUCACAAGCGGAGAUGUUACCUGACAUGGCCUAAGCAUUCUGACUCCAGAGCUGGUGUGGUUAGCCUCUAUACAACACUGCCUGUGUGGCUGCAAACUCAAGUGACUUUAGACAUGCCACAUGUUCUCACAUGUGGGGUAAUCAUCUAGGUUUUAAGGUCUGAAAUGGGAAUGAUAUAUCCCUAGACAUUUAGUCCCAGCAUCUGCAAAUUGAUAGAGAUAUAGGCUAAGUUUCAGCUCUUUGGGGAUGGGGUCAGGGAUAUAGUGGGCUUUCAGAAACACAGACAAUAAGAGCAUUGGCAGAGUCCAGUUGGGGUGGGCUGGCUCUGGCAUCUGAGAUCAUGGGGUAGUCUUCUUCUGACAAUAUCUCCGUAUGAUUGGAUUUGGGGGAAUCUAGUAGAUUUAAAACACCUGAGUUCUCAAAGGGCUUCCUUCUUGUGACAGGUGUCAGUCUGUUUGCUUGAUAUAUAGACUAUCAGAUCCAUUUCAAAUCCAUCCAGAAAUUCUCUGUCUACCUACUUCAAAGAACAAGAACAAACCCAUGCUAAAUUAUAGAGUCAAUCAGCGGGUGGUUGGUAUAUCUGAUUUUUUGAACUACCACAAUACACCUUGUUUAUGUCAUCCCUCCCAACCCAGAAUACAGGUGCAAAACCAGAACAAUGGCCUUUUUCCAAAGUCUGUGCAAUUUAUUCAUAAGUUAGCACCUCAGAGCCAUUUAUUACUACAGGUUGAGCAUCCCAAAUCUGAAAACUCCAAAUCUGAAAUACUCCAAAAUCUAAAAUUUCUGAGAGUAGACAUGAAACUCAAAGGAAAUUGGGGCAUUGUUCAUUUUGAAUUUUUGGGUUUGAGGUGUUCAACUAACAAGUCUAUAAUGCAGAUAUCCUGAAAUCUGAAACACUUCUGGUCUCAAGCAUUUUAGUUAAGAGAUACUCAACCUGUAUUCUAUUUAAUCUUAAUUUACAAACAAUUCUAACAAACAUGGCUGUUUUAUUUCCAACUCCAUAGCAGACUCAGGAAGGAAGCUGAAUGAAGAGAUAAAAGUGUGUCCAUUGGCAGAGGACUAAAGGAGAUUUGAGCACCUGUCAGAUGGGUACUGUACCAAAAGAAAGGAGCACUUUGAAAGCAUAGUUUAAGGGGUAGGAAAGUAUAUUAUUUAGGAGAAAAAACCCUUCAUUUAUUCCAAAUGAUAAAAUGUAAAAUGGGUUUCCAUAAAGUGCCAGAUACAGGAGAUAUUGUUGUUUUUAUAAAUGAUGAUCAUGUAUUUAUAGCCUUUUACAGAUUUUUAUAUCCAUCUACUUAUUUGUAUCUUUGCCUUUAAAAUCUGCCAUUGCAAAUAGCUGUUUUAAUAAAACAAUUUUGCCUUGGCACCUGAA